Molecule: messenger RNA, 1800 nt
Organism: Etheostoma spectabile (orangethroat darter)
Lineage: Eukaryota; Metazoa; Chordata; Actinopteri; Perciformes; Percidae
Gene: kdelr3
Product: KDEL endoplasmic reticulum protein retention receptor 3
Exons: 5
Coding region: 350-997 (215 amino acids)
Biological process (GO): protein retention in ER lumen
Cellular component (GO): membrane
Molecular function (GO): ER lumen protein retrieval receptor activity
Source: RefSeq, a predicted model, not a curated record
UGAUGCUGUUUACCGCUGUCCGACUGCGAGCUGUCAGCCACGUCACCUCCUCUGAAACAACUUUCUUUUCACAUCACUGCAGACACAGCUGAGUUUAUGAGUGGAGUCAGUAGACAUUUUAUCUAGGGUAGUUACAUGCUUUUAGCAGUCGGACAGACUUGGGGUUCACCGUGCAGCCGUUAGCUUCUGUUUAGCUUUUUUUUUUUAAUCUCGCUUGUCGUUGUUUUACAUUCGCUUUGCUUGCACGUUUGCACUUUUUUGUGGCUUAACAACUCCGCACUGUCUCUGGAGGACGUGUAGGCCUGCACGGAGUUGUAUUCACGUUGUGUUAUCAAAGAACACAAACAACAUGAAUAUCUUUCGUCUGGCUGGUGACGUGUCACAUCUCGUGGCUAUCAUUAUCCUGUUACUGAAGAUAUGGAGGUCCAAAUCCUGUGCUGGAAUCUCUGGGAAGUCUCAGGUGCUGUUUGCACUUGUCUUCACCACCAGGUAUCUUGACUUGUUCACAGUCUACAUCUCUGCUUACAACACAGUCAUGAAGGUGGUGUUCCUGGCUAUGUCCUAUGCUACCGUGUACCUGAUCUACAUGCGCUUCAGGAACACAGAUAACUCUGAGAACGACACGUUCCGCGUGGAGUUCCUGUUGGUGCCAGUCAUCGGGCUGUCCUUCCUAGAAAACUAUGCUUUCACCCCAAUGGAGAUCAUGUGGACCUUCUCCAUUUUCCUGGAGGCCGUGGCCAUAAUGCCGCAGCUCUUCAUGAUCACCAAGACCGGCGAGGCCGAGUCCAUCACCACCCACUACCUGUUCUUCCUCGGCCUCUACCGAGCCCUCUACAUAGCCAACUGGGUGUGGCGUUACCACACCGAGGGCUUCUUCGACCACAUUGCCGUGGUGUCCGGCGUCGUGCAGACCAUUUUCUACUGCGAUUUCUUCUACCUUUACGUCACAAGAGUGCUUCGAGGAAGAGGAAAGAUGGGCCUGCCGAUGCCCAUUUAAAACAGACGUCUGUGCCAUUCAGCCACCCCUCUGUGCCUGCUACAGCUCAGCAUCUGAACACAGACCUUGCCGUUCAACUGUACAUGUUUAGCGAUGGGACUAAUGGUCUGACAUCAUUCUGUAGACCCAAAUGUGUGCAUCUCUAGAGAUUGAUCUUCUGUGUGAUUGAUACUUUGUGUGUGAGCCUGUAUGUCUGCAAGUGCGUGUAUGCAUAUAUGUGCAUACAUUACACUGAUGUAUGUUUUUUUGUUUUUCUUUAUAAGAUGCAAAUGUGACACUGGAGAUGUGUCCCCGAUGUGCACGUGGAACUUAAAUUAAGGCAAGUGAUAUAGACACUGUGUAUUUGUCUUCACUUUCCCUUUUAAGGUCCAAGAGAGACGUUGGCUCUGGAGACUGGUACAAUGUUGAAUCCACACAAUUGUAAAUCAGGUAGAUCGUCUGUCUGUAGCUUCAGAUCCAGUGUUUCCUGCGUUAAAGCUGUAAGAGUUUCCAAAGUUACACGUCAAAGCUUUCUACAUUUUAGUCAACAUUUUACAAUCUCAGUCUUCUCUGAUCAUUAAUAGGAGUGCCAUAUAUUCCAGUACAUCUUCCACAAAGUGUCUUCCUUUUUGUUUAUGUAAUGUUAGACACUCCCUGAGUAGUUUACUGUAUUAUAUGCAAACAACUUUACUUAUUCCUAAGUAUGUUCCAUUUUGUAUUUCCACUUAAUCCUCGUUUUUCAUAUUUCAAUGUAUUUCUUCAUAGGAGAAAAAAGGGCUAAACAUUUCAUCAUGUCUUUAAAUGAAAUGACGCCAAAGAUAAAA